UGGGAGUGCAUAUCAGCACAGAAGAGAAGAUGGCAGACUUGGAAAACAUGCUUCUUGAGGCAGCUGGAAGGACUAGUUCUCCAGUGAGAAAGAGGCACAAGGGUCGGAACUCAAAGGCGAAACGUGAGGGUGCAGCAUUCUCCGAUGGUGGAAGUGAUUCGAGGGAGGAAGACUCUGAUGAGGGUGCAGGCAAGAGGCCACAGAGGUAUGCAUCACAUGUUCCGCUGAAGAAGAGGUUGGACCUCAGCAGAAGAGGUAGUAGUAGUAACAGUGUUCGGAAAGAGCAAGGCGGGGGUGACAUGGAGGAUGGAGUUCCUGAUAGAGAUGGUGGCAGCAGUGAAGAAUCUGAUGUUGGCAGUGAUCUCUACAAGGACGAUGAUGACAGGCAGAACCUCGCAAAGAUGACAGAACUUGAAAGAGAGAUGAUUUUAACUGAUAGAGCAACUAAGAAAUGUGAAAAGGAGUUCAAAGAGAAAAUGAGAAAGAAGAGGGAAAACAAAAGUGCAAAGACUGCUGCACAAUCAUCUCAUCAUCCAUCAUCUAGUAAGGUUCGUUCCUCAGCUAGACAUGCUGAGAGGACAGCUUCCAAGGGAGAUGUGCUAAGCGAAUUGCGUGCAAAAAGGAUGAAGCAACAAAUCUUAGACCCUCAUGAUAAAUCAGGAAAUGCUUCAGGCUCAAUUAGCAAGCAGAAACCCGGAAUCACAGCAAGUUCAAGUAGCUCUAGCCAGAGUGAGAGUGUAAUUCGUUCUGACAGUGAAAGAGACUCAUCUGAUGAUGGUGGAUUGGGGGACAGUGAUGAUGACAAGAACAUGCAUGAAUCAGAGAUGCCAACAUUUGAAAACAUAAGGGAAAUUACAAUUAGGAGGUCAAAGCUUGUGAAGUGGUUGAAUGAACCAUUUUUUGAGGAGUUAAUUGUUGGCUGUUUUGUGAGAAUUGGCAUAGGAAAGUCUGAGAGUGGACCUGUCUAUAGGCUUUGCAUUGUGCAGAGAGUUGAUGGGGGUGACCCAAAUAAGCAUUACAAGGUAGAGAAUAGAGUUACUCACAAGUAUCUAGUUUGUGUGUGGGGCAGUGAGAAUUCUGCUAAAAAGUUUCAGGUGGCUGUGGUUUCAGAUUCUGCACCAUUGGAGAAAGAGUUCAGACAGUGGGUUAGAGAAGUUGAGAGAACUUGCAGCCAGAUGCCAAGUAAGAUGAGUGUGUUGGAGAAGAAAGACGCCAUAAGAAGAACAAGCACGUAUGUUUAUUCGGCUGCCACAGUGAAGCAGAUGCUAGAGGAGAAAAAAUCUGCCCCUUCUAGGCCACUGAACAUUGCAGUGGAGAAGGAUCGUUUGAAGAACCUGUUGGAGUUGGCAAAAAGUAAGAAUGACGAGGCAGAAAUCAAUAGGAUCUUCACAAAGCUAGUGGAAUUGGAAGCAUCUCGUAAGAGCCGGGAGAAUGAUGCUAAGGCUUUGAGGCUUGCUGAGAUGAACAGGAGGAACAAGGUUGAGAACUUCAAGAACUUGUCUGAACAUAAACAGUUGAAUUUGAAAGCUGGAGAGGCAGGCUAUGAUCCCUUUUCGAGGAGGUGGACGAGGUCGAGGAAUUAUUAUGGGAAAGAUGCUGAGAAGACUGAUGAUAAGGAAGAAGAAAAGGAUGGUGAAGUUGGUAAGGAGGAAGAAAAAGGUGUUACACCAAAGGUUGGUGUUGAAGUCACUAAAUUGGCAUUGCAAGCUGCUGCUAAUGCAGGGAAGUUGACUGAUACCAAUGCUCCUGUUGAUGGUGGAACAGAAUCAAAUAUGCUGCAUGAUUUUGACUUGCCAAUUUCUUUAUCUGAACUUAAGAGUUUUGGUGGACCACAGGGACUCAAAAAUGGGUUUCUGGCAAGGAAACAAAAAAUAGAAGCAACAGUAGGGUGCAGGGUCCCUGAGAAUGAUGGUAGUAGGCAUGCUCUCACAUUAACCAUAAGUGACUACAAGAGAAGAAGAGGACUUCUCUGA
This is a messenger RNA of Cajanus cajan (pigeon pea), 1973 nucleotides long. Its product is annotated as protein RTF1 homolog. NCBI's taxonomy places the organism in Eukaryota, Viridiplantae, Streptophyta, Magnoliopsida, Fabales, Fabaceae. Gene Ontology annotation, molecular function: RNA polymerase II C-terminal domain phosphoserine binding; DNA binding. Gene Ontology annotation, cellular component: Cdc73/Paf1 complex. The record is from RefSeq and is a predicted model, not a curated record.